This is a messenger RNA of Fusarium fujikuroi IMI 58289, 2298 nucleotides long. RefSeq names its product related to heterokaryon incompatibility protein (het-6OR allele). Lineage: Eukaryota; Fungi; Ascomycota; Sordariomycetes; Hypocreales; Nectriaceae. The record is from RefSeq and is a predicted model, not a curated record. Bases 1 to 2298 code for a protein of 765 amino acids. The transcript has a single exon.
AUGUCAAUCCUCGGCAUUGCGCUCCCCUUUCUUCGACCCCACCUGGGUCCUUACUUUGCCUUCAUUAUCGAUACAUAUGCUACCAUAAUGAUGAUUCUCUUUUUUCUUGGUUUUCCUUCGGUCCGUGAGCGACUUGUACGAGUAUUGCUAAGGGACGAACCCUUUUUCAUUCCCGGGCUUGGGGCCCUGUUCGUUCGCUAUGUGAUUCCGCGCGCCCGCCGGUGGAUGGGUAACCUUAGCAGCUCAAAUGAUGUCCAGAUCGCCAUUGUUUUCUUCCGCAUCGGUCGCGCCGUUUGCAAGACAUUCUACACAUUCUUCGUUCGUGCUUCAACCCGGGAACAGUAUACAUACCUGCCUUUGUCGAAUCGGUCCGACGGUAGUGAAAUCCGCCUGAUCAAGCUGCACCCUGGUUCUGGCGAUGACCCCCUCCGAGCUGACAUCUUACACGCUUCUUUGGAUUUGGAUAUUGUCGGAAGGUAUGAGGCAGUCUCAUACGCUUGGGAGGAUGGUCACGCAACAAACAAACUCGAAACAGCGCGCGGUAUUAUUCUCAUUACGCCUUCUCUGUUCCAUGCACUGUAUCGAUUUCGAUUAAAAGAUGAACCCCGUAUACUCUGGGCGGAUGCAGUGUGUAUUAACCAGUCAGAUAACGAGGAGAAGGCAACCCAGGUGGCAUUGAUGAGUAACAUCUAUGCAUCUGCCGCCUGUACGCUGGUGUACUUGGGCCGCGAGGCCGAUGGAAGUGAGGUAGUCGGAGAGUUGUUAGUUCGAUUUGCUAGGGCUAAUUCGUCCCUCUACCGCUUAUAUGGAAGACAUGAAAUGGAAGUGUUGAGACACAUUGGAUCGAUCUCACUUCCGAUGAGGAUGGUAUUCGAGGAAUGUGGACUUCCCGACCCAGAAGAUCCUGCCUGGAAGGCACUAGCCAAGCUCUGGGCGAGGCCAUGGUUUCGGCGUGUAUGGGUCAUUCAGGAAUUUGUCCUCUCCCCGGAUAUCCGCAUGUUCUGUGGCGAAUGGGAGGUCAGUUGGUCUGUGUUCUACAUCGCUACGACCGAUACAUACAUGACGUCCUCCUUCUCAGUUGUUCCAGAUAUACCGAACGCAUUCAGCGACGCAGCAGCGCACAUGGGAACGGAAGCUAUGCACAUGAUGUGCGAGUACCGGCGAUCUGCACUACUAGAGACAUUACCCGUCUCGGAUGCUGAUAGUAUGCGAAUGCUGACUAUAAACCUGGACACAAUGGUGUUUGAGGAGCAAGAGCAGUUUAACUUGGCGAGAAAGAUGGAUGCGAAGCUGAGACUGCGGGUUGAGGUACCCCUUCUUGAUCUGCUUGCGUUAUGUGACAGGAGCAAAGCUACAAGAGCUCGCGAUCAUCUGUUUGCAGUCCUCGGUCUUUCCAACGCAACGGACGACGAUAUUUUCCGAGCAGACUACUCUUCAACAUUUGACGAGAUAGUUAGGCACUUUGGUAAAGCGUUUGUACGCAAGAGGCAGUGUAUGAACCUCUUAUACCAAGCUCGAUUAAACAUUCAAUCCUCGCGGUUUCCAUCCUGGAUCCCCGAUUGGACCACCAAGUUUGCCUUCAUGGGCGACGAAAUCGACUAUGAAAGUUUAGGGCUGCACAGUGACGGAUUAUAUGCUGCCGCUGGCGAUACUCAGUGCGUGUCAUGGGUUAGUGAUGGCCCAAAAGACGAUUGCCUUGCAGUUCGAGGCAGAUUCGUCGACAAGUUGAGCUGGGUCGGCGGUGAUCAUGUCAAACACGGCCCCAUACAUGGCCUAAUACACAGAAUCCGACAAUCCUACGAUAUCAUCGCCGAGCUUGAAAAAACUUCGGAUUCCUAUGUGACUGGUGAGUCACUUAGAGAUGUAUGGUGGCGGAUGCUCGUGGCGAAUAAGACAAAGGGAUUCAGUCCUGUCUCUCCAGAUUUUGGGAUCGGACUACAUUCCAGAUGGCAUGUAAUUCCUGCUUUGUGCAGUUGGUUAUUAUCAUCGCCUGCUGAGGAAGCCAAGGAACAGCUUGUUGCAAUCAUAGGUCUUCCGUACUACAAGGCCAUAUACUCUUGUUACACGGUAUACCAGAUUGCCAAGACGGAGAAGGGAAUGCUUGGUCUUGUGCCGCUUCUGGCAGAAGCUGGCGAUCAGAUAUGCGUCCUCAACGGCGGUGCAGUGCCAUUUGUGUUGAGGAAAGGGAAGCGACUCCGGAGUGGACGUCGGUUGGUGGGAGAAUGUUAUAUCCACGGGCUCAUGAAUGGCGAGGCGAUACAGAGUCAAUACGAAGAAAGAGAUGUCAGGUUGUAUUGA